GUGGGAUGAAGCUACGACCAAGGUUCCUUCUAGGGAUCCCAAGAAGAAGGAUGAUAAGAAAGAGGAAGAUCUGGUAAGCACGAUCUCUUCGUAGUGGAGCUUCAUCGUUGUGCGAGUCGAUGUAGAUGUGGUUGAUCCGCUGGGUGUUGAAGUUUGACGAUCGGCGGAUCAGGCCGUGGACUUCGUAGCCUUUUUCGAGGAGGAACUCCGUCAGGUACGAUCCGUCUUGGCCGAUGAUUCCGGUGACCAGUGCUAUCUUCCUCGGCUGCGUCGGCAUUUCCGCGGCGGCGGAAUCGGAUCUGGAUCCGUUGCUUUAUAACGCCAUUAAUGGUUUUUGGAUCUGGGUUUCGCGGUGGCCCAUUAAAUAGGAUAGCAAAGGAGGUCAAAGCUUGAAGACGGGGAGGGUAUUUUGCUCAAUUUAAGCGUUAUUAUGGUCAAAUCAUCGUCGUGGGGUAUCUUCAUUUCAUUUCUGUCUGAUGCAGUUUGUUUACAUGUCUGAAGAGGACUUGCAACUGAAGCAGAACCUGGAGCUCUAUGUUGAGAGGGUUCAAGACCCUAAUCCUGAACUGCAGAAGACUGCUCUCGAAAGCAUGAGGCAGGAGAUCCGUGCCUCAACAAGCUCCAUGACGUCGGUUCCAACACCCCUCAAGUUUCUCCAUCCUCACUAUGGAACUCUUAAGGAGUUUCAUAAAAAUAUGGUGGAGUCCGAUUUCAAGAAAUUUCUGGCUGAUGUACUAUGUCUGUCUUGGCACUGACCAUGUCUGCUGAGGGUCAAAGGGAAAGCUUAGGAUACAGGUUGACUGGAUCAGAGGGUGACAUCGGAUCUUGGGGUCACGAGUUUGUCAGGAAUUUGGCCGGUUAGAUUGCAGAAGAGUAUACAGUUCGUCAGUGAAAGAAUAGUAUGCAAUCACUCUUUGGAGCUAGACAUCGUUCCUUUGAUGAAUUGUCGAGAAUGUCACUGACCUACUUAGACAUCACAGAUUGCUACAUGUUAGACCGGAUGCCAAAGGGUUGUGCAGGGGAGCCUCAGUUGUACAAUGUUAAUAUUACUCUUAAAAUCUGGCUUUAUCUUACAGUUUCAAGUUUUUUUUUUUUGUUUGUGCAGGGGAGCCUCAGUCAGGACUCUAGGGCAAAAUAUUGGAGCCAAAGAUACAGCCUCAAGGAGACUUCCAGAAAAUUUUAGUAAAUAGUUAAUCUUGAUGAAGCUACGGUGAAAGUUACCUCAAGGUGUGGAAGUAAUUCUAGAUCUAGAUGAAGCUACAGUGAAAGAGAUGAGAAAGCAAGAGGAGAUUUCUAAAGCCAAGCUAGCCAUGGAAAGGAAAAAGAAGCUGGCAGAGAAAGCCACUGCUAAAGCUGCCAUAAGAGCUCAAAAGGAAGCUGAGAAGAAAGAACAAAAGGAGCGAGAGAAAGCGGCCAAGAAGAAGACAGGAGGCAGCAACGCAUACGAGGCCAUCUCUGAGGAAUUUCCAGAAGCUUCUGAGGCUGAGAAGGAGGAGAUUGAAGCUCCAGUGGAGGAGAAACCAAAGAAGGAAAAGAAAGUGUUGAAGGAGAAGCCAAUAAGGAACAGGAUCCGCAAUAGAGGAGGACCGGAAACACUCCCGAGACCAAUGCUCAAGCGUAAGAAGCAGACUAACUACAUGGUUUGGGCUGCUCCAGCUGCUGUUGUGGUACUAAUGCUUCUUGACUUGGGUUACUACUACGUUUUCUAGAUCAAGGGAAGCUGCGUUUGCUGUAGUUUGGGUUUUUUUAAAGCUUUCUUUUGAGGAUGAGACUCUUUAAAACUUAUGUCUCAUUUACAUACUAAAUAGAGACUCUUCCCUUUUUAAAUACUUUUUUACAUUUCAGUUAUGUAUAUAUAAAUCCAAAAAUAGAAAAUGGUAGUUAAUUAAAAGGUUAAAAUUUUAAAAACAA
This is a messenger RNA of Brassica napus (rape), 1911 nucleotides long. Its product is annotated as proton pump-interactor 1-like. The coding region runs from base 1272 to 1709 and encodes 145 amino acids. The transcript is spliced from 7 exons. NCBI's taxonomy places the organism in Eukaryota, Viridiplantae, Streptophyta, Magnoliopsida, Brassicales, Brassicaceae. The record is from RefSeq and is a predicted model, not a curated record.